Messenger RNA from Frieseomelitta varia, 2753 nucleotides. RefSeq names its product putative fatty acyl-CoA reductase CG5065. The transcript is spliced from 8 exons. Gene Ontology annotation, cellular component: peroxisome. Lineage: Eukaryota; Metazoa; Arthropoda; Insecta; Hymenoptera; Apidae. The coding region runs from base 200 to 1720 and encodes 506 amino acids. Gene Ontology annotation, molecular function: alcohol-forming very long-chain fatty acyl-CoA reductase (NADP+) activity. Gene Ontology annotation, biological process: long-chain fatty-acyl-CoA metabolic process. The record is from RefSeq and is a predicted model, not a curated record.
AUUAUUAUUUGUCUUACUGUCGUGAAAUCGCAAUUUCUUUGAUUUUCAUUUAGGGUGUUGUGCGGAAAUAGUAACAGACAAUUUAAAAUCGUAGACUUUCUAGCAUUGUAUGUUUAGUCGUGUUUUCAAUUAAUACGAUUGGAACUACAAUAUUUUAAAUUGCAGAUAUUCGCAAUAUUGAGACUGAAGAGCCUGCAGCAUGGACAGAAUGAACAUAAAAGUUAAUGAAAAUAAUGUUAAUGUAAAACCGAGUAAAGCGAAUUCCAUCGAAGCAUUCUACGAUAAUACUGCGAUCUUUGUGACUGGAGCGACAGGUUUUGUAGGGCAAGGCAUCUUGGAGAAACUAAUGCGUAUAUGUCCAGGUAUAGCAGCCAUUUAUAUUCUCCUUCGUCCGAAGAAGGAGCAAACGAUAAAACAACGAUUUAAGAAGCUCAUUGAUGAUCCAAUUUAUGACAACGUCAGAGUAAAGCAUCCUUCGAUUUUGAGCAGGAUUCAUCCCGUAGAGGGUGACGUUAGCCUGCCAGAUUUAGGUCUUUCAUCGGCAGAUAGAACUACGUUGAUAAAAAAUGUGAAUAUAGUAUUCCAUGUUGCUGCCACAGUGAGGUUCAACGAACCUUUGAAUGUGGCUGUUAAUACAAAUACAAAAGGUACUGCUCGUAUUAUGGAAUUGUGUAAGGAACUGAAGCAUUUAAUUAGCGUCGUUUACAUUAGUACAGCUUAUAGUAAUGCCAAUAUACUUGAGAUCGAGGAAAAAGUUUACACCACGAGUUUCAAACCAUCUACAGUAAUCAAUAUGUGUGAAACAGGAGACCAAAAAUCGAUCGAUUUAUUAGAAGACGAAAUUCUAAGAAUUUAUCCCAACAUGUAUACGUUCAGCAAAAAUCUGGCAGAACAAGUUAUAUCCAACAAUGCCGAUAGUUUGCCAGUUGCGAUAGUGCGACCAAGUGUAAUUGGUGCUUCGCUAAAGGAACCAUGUCCUGGUUGGGUGAACAAUAUCUUUGGACUUACAAGUAUCUUUAUGCUAGUUGGCAAUGGUAUUAUAAGAGCGAUGCUAGUCAAAAGGAGUAAAAGACUGAAUCUAGUACCUGUUGAUUACGUGGUCGACAUGAUAAUAUGCGCCGCAUGGCACGUAACCUUAUACCGAAACAAUGAAGUUAAAGUGUAUAAUUCUACGAGUAAUGCACACCCAGUGAGAUGGAAUCAAAUGAGAGAUAUUCUCGUGCAGUGUAGUAGAGAAACGCCGAUGAACAACAUAAUGUGGUACCCCUUCUGUAUAUUGGUACCUAAUCAAUAUGGUUACAAUGUUUUGGAUAUAUUUCUGCAUAUUUUGCCUGCGUUCUUCAUGGACAUCUUUCUGAAACUUUCCGGUAGAAAACCAAUGAUAAUGAAAACUAGUAAGUUCUUCAAUCAGGUGGUUAGAUCUGUAAAAUUCUUUGGCCAGCACGAAUGGACUUUCCACCAGGACAACGUCACCGAUAUGAUACAGAAAGUGAAACUAUUGAAAGACAGAGAUAUCGUUAAACUGGAUCUAUGGGAUAUGGAUUGGAAGAAAUACAUGACAACAUACGUGAUGGGAAUUGAAAAAUUUAUUCUAAAAGAGGACUCUAAAUCUAUAGAUGCAGCCCAAAAACGAUUAUUAUUUUUAUAUUGGGUACACCAGAUAACUCAGGUGUUUGGUGUAGCUGUCCUUUUAGCAAUCAUGUUAUACGUUGUAUACUGACUGCCUGAAAAAUAUCUUUCUUGCUAAAAUUAAAACUAAAGUAAGUAGAAUUUUACAAGUCGGCAACAAAUCUUUAUGUACAGUGGGUGUAGAAAGUAUUCGUACAUCGAUCGAUUUCAAACAAAACUUGGUGAAAUGGUAGUUUAUUAACAAUUUUUUUAUUAAACAAUGAGUUUGUACAUAUUUUCGGAAAUCUCUAGAAUAGAUUGCAAUGCAAAAGAAAAUGUUUAAUUUGCAUAAUUUCUGCGAAAUUAACAAGGAAAAACAAAAUAAUGAAGGCAGAAAUGUACAAGCAAUAAAUAUUUGUACAGUUUCUAUUUCGAUCUGCUUACAAGAGAAUUUAUAACGUAAACAUAUUUCACCACUGCUUCAUAACUGUGAUUAAUGUUGUCAGUAUGUUUGUAUACGUUAUCGGCAUCAAACAAGUUUAAAAUUCUGCAGUAUUUAAAAUUAUCGUUAAAAAAAAUGGGACGAAAACGUGUGGAAACUACGAUAGAAGAAAGAAAAGUGAUUGUUAAUUUACAUAAUCAUUGUAAAAGUUUAUCGGAAAUUUCGCGGAUUAUAAGCAGACCUCACUUAUACUAUACAAAGUAUAAUUGAUAGGUAUGAACAAAAAAACAGACUACAAAAUAACUCAAGAAAUGAACGUCCACGAAAAUUUAAUCGGUAUACUGGACGAGUUGUUAUUAGAAUGAUAAGGCAAAAUACAAAAAUAAGUGCAACAAAAAUAGUUGACCAUCUUAAAUAUAAUUUAGACAUUAAUGUAUCUGUUAGUACUGUGCGUAGUUUUUUACGAAGCCAAGGGUAUCACGAUCGAGUGACCGGUAAUAAAUAUUUUGUAUCUGAAGCGAAUAAAAAGAAGAGAUCGCAGUUCGCAAAUAAUAAUAUCAACACAUCACAUGGAGUACUGGAAUAAAGUAAUUUUCACAGACGAGAGUAAAUUCAAUAUUUUCGAAUCUGAUGGACACUGUACUUUGUUUGGAGAAAAAAAAAAAAAAAAAAUGAGGAAUUGAAACCAGCAAACUUACGGCCU